CUGGCACGGCCUAUCAGCGUCCGAGGAAAGUCAGGCUUGCUGCUGGUAGAGCUAUAGCCUAUAGGAAGCUGCCCCGAUCGAGCCCUUGCUCCUUUCCCCUGCAUGCCUCCGCGUUGAUCCAGCUGCUCCGGCAUGGCGAUCUCCAAGACCACCCAGCCCUCGCCGGCGGCCAUCUUCCUCUCAGGGGCGGCCUCAGCGACUGCGCUGCUCGUCUUCUUCUACACCGCCACCGCAGGCCCCGCGUGGCCCACGACGACGACGGAGUUCACUCCUCAGGGAAGCCAGGCGGUGGCUCGGUCGGCUUCUGCACCGGCGACGAAGGCUUCUUCUCCUACCGCUACCAAUGCGGUACGAUCUACUCAUAUUUGCUCUUCGGCCAUCUGCUAUCUAAUCUGCUUAACGGUUUCCUUUGCGCAGACAGGCGGCGACGACGCGUUCGCGCGGAUGCUGCGGCGGGCGGCCAUGGAGGACCGGACGGUGAUCAUGACGUCGGUGAACGAGGCGUGGGCGGCGGAGGGGUCGCUGCUGGACUCCUUCCUCGAGAGCUUCCGCGUGGGGCUCAACAUCUCGCACCUGGUGAAGCACAUCGUGGUGGUGGCCAUGGACGAGGGCGCGCUCCGCCGGUGCCGCGCCGUGCACCCGCACUGCCACCUGCUGCUCCCGGACGUCCACGGCCUCGACCUCUCCGGCGCCAAGACCUACAUGACCAAGGACUACCUCGACCUCGUCUGGAGCAAGCUCCGGCUCCAGCACCGCGUCCUCCUCCUCGGCUACAACCUCCUCUUCACGGACGUGGACGUGGCGUGGUUCCGGGACCCGCGGGUGCACAUCACGGCGGCGGCGGACAUCACGACGUCGAGCGACUUCUACUUCGGCGACCCGGACGACCUGGGCAACUACCCAAACACGGGUUUCAUCUACUUCAAGGCCACGGCCCGCAACGCGCGCGCCAUGGCGUACUGGCACGCCGCCAGGGCGCGCUUCCCGGAGAACCACGACCAGUUCGUCUUCAACGAGAUCAAGCGGGAGCUGGCGGCGCCGCCCAUCGGCGUCCGGAUCAGGUUCGUCGACAGCAAGCACGUCAGCGGCUUCUGCCAGCUCGGGCGCGACCUGAACCGCAUCGCCACCGUGCACAUGACCUGCUGCAUCGGCCUGGAGAACAAGCUGCACGACCUCCGGCGCGUCGUGGAGGACUGGAGGCGCUACGUGUCGCGCCCGGAGUGGGAGCGCCGGGCCGGCAAGAUCGGGUGGAGGUUCGAGGGAGGCAAGUGCAUACAUUGAUUGAUCGAUCCAUUGAUUGAUGGGAUCGACGAGGACCGAUCGAUGCGGGAAUGCUCAUUGAGAGAGACCGAUGGUGCAUGGAAGAUUGCGAGCUUCCGGCCUGUCGUUGAUGUGUUUCGCCAUUCUGUUCAUAUUUCAGAAAUUAUUUAGUACACACAUGACAUGUACCUUGAGAAAAAUGUACACACAUGCUAUGCUUUUUUCAGACAGAAGAAUACACAUGCUAUGCU
This is a messenger RNA of Triticum dicoccoides, 1511 nucleotides long. RefSeq lists its product as uncharacterized. The transcript is spliced from 2 exons. The record is from RefSeq and is a predicted model, not a curated record. Lineage: Eukaryota; Viridiplantae; Streptophyta; Magnoliopsida; Poales; Poaceae. The coding region runs from base 133 to 1281 and encodes 382 amino acids.